Messenger RNA from Xenopus laevis (African clawed frog), 2119 nucleotides. RefSeq names its product UDP-GlcNAc:betaGal beta-1,3-N-acetylglucosaminyltransferase-like protein 1 (gene qtgal.L). Lineage: Eukaryota; Metazoa; Chordata; Amphibia; Anura; Pipidae. Bases 419 to 1507 code for a protein of 362 amino acids. The transcript is spliced from 14 exons. The record is from RefSeq and is a predicted model, not a curated record.
CUGCUCCUGAUGAUGUCCUAAAAUGCGUUCCGUACCCGGGGCUAAAGUGGGGCUGUGCUGAAGACCCGAAGGAGCCGCUCAGAAAAUUGUAUGUGGAGAAGUGCAAAAUUAGGGAUUAUCUGCAAGUUCCACGAUCAGCAAACUCAAUUUCAAGAUGUCACACAAAGCACGACUGGAAUUUUCAUUAGCAGUAUGAAAUUGUCAGACGAUCCCUAACUCUGCAAUCUCGCCCCGCCCCAGUGCUUUUCAGCCAAUGACAGCUUCUCCCUUGCUUAUGUCACUCAGCCUCUGUCCCGCCCCUGUAAGCACACGGUUCCUGUUUGGGCUCUUUUCUCCAUGGCAUAGAGAGAGUGGCAGCAUCCUGGCGCUUGCAGAGAAGCAGAACUUGAGAGAGACAAAGUAGUGCUGUCCUGGUCCUAUGGAGAAUCCAGAGGUACGAGAACCGGGGGAGGGAAUGGGAAGGAAGAAGCAGCCUGAAGUGUCCAUCAUCCUCCCCGUGUACAAUGCCGAGGCCUGGCUCGAUGAGUGCUUGGAGUCUGUCGCACAGCAAGAUUUUGAUGGCUGCUUGGAGGUCUCCAUCUACAAUGAUGCCAGUAAGGAUGGCACUGCUCCGAAAAUAGAAGAUUGGAGAGACAGGUUGGAAAAACAAGGCAUCGCUGUCAUUGUUGGCAGCCAUAGUUCUACCCAGCCAAGAGGAGUUGGCUGUGCAAAGAACCGCGCCAUUCUGCAGAGCUGUGGCCGCUACUUGUGUUUCUUGGAUUCGGACGAUGUCAUGAUGCCACAAAGGAUCAGGAUGCAAUAUGAAGCUGCCCUCCAGAGACCACAGUCUAUUAUUGGAUGUCAGGUACGGAGGAUCCCAGAAGGGGCCACAGAGCGAUAUACAAGAUGGAUUAACAGCCUGACUCAGGAACAGCUGCUCACACAGGUCUAUACCUCCCAUGGACCUACUGUUAUCAUGCCCACUUGGUUCUGCUCCAGGGAGUGGUUCUGCCACGUUGGCCAGUUUGUGGAGGAUGGCAAGGGAUCCCCAGAGGACCUGUUGUUUUUCUAUGAGCACCUUCGGAAAGGAGGCGGGGCUUAUAGAGUGGACAAGGGCCUCCUGUUGUACCGCUAUCAUGAGCAAGCCGCUACCCACUCCGUAUCCGAGGAGACAAUCUGGGUGCACCGAGUGCGGUUCCUGGAGGAGAAGGUCCUCGCACAUUGGCCGUCCUUCACCAUCUGGAAUGCUGGGAAACAAGGUCGGAAAUUGUACCGGAGUCUGACAGAGGCGAAUCGACAGAAGGUCGUGGCAUUUUGUGAUGUUGACAGCAAUAAAAUCUCCAAAGGAUGUUACACCUACGAGGAAUCAAAGGAGAGACCAAAACCAAGGAUUCCAGUAAUCCACUUCCAGGAUGCAAAAGCACCAUUUGUUGUGUGUGUCAAAUUGGACCUGACUGGCGGAGGGUUUGAGGAGAACCUGAAAUCUCUGGAUCUGACGGAAGGAGAAGACUUUUAUCACUUUAACUGAGCAGAUAGAAAACCAACAAGCUGGGCGCACAGGGGCGAGUGGGCGGCCAUAGCGAGUCAGUGAAGUGUCCCCUCCAGCACUGAGGCACAAUGGAAUCAAACACUAUUCCAGGCCGGAACUACUUCCUCUCUAUCAAUGGCUCCUGUAGGGCCCGGGUGGCCCUGUCACGCACACACUUUAACCCUAUCCCUGCCUGAGGACUCUAGCGGCACCUUCCCUGGGGAGAGGUGGUACAUGGUUUAACGUGGUACAGAGUAUAGAAAUCAGCAGGAAGCUGGUUAUGUUUCUGGACAUGUUUUAUUUAGUUUUAUACAAUUGGUACAUGGAAUCGUCUGGAGCAUAAAUACUACAGAGGAGGUUGUGUGCUCAGGUGCAAGUGCAGCACAAGAUAUAGUGUCUCUGCUUAGUGACCCCUGCUGGUCAGACCAGAGCAAUGCAUUUACCUUCCUCUCAUUCACUGCUGGGAACAUUGUUUCACUGCUCUCAGGUUUCUGUUUGUCCAUCUGCUUCUUAGGAAGGAGAUACCUGGAAAAGAGAAAGGGGGGAGACAGCAUGGUUGUGUAAUUGUGUUUUUCUAUGUCAUCGUGUGCUACAAUAAAGGCCGCUAUGGAA